GUGGUCACCUUCGUUCAGAUUGGCGGCGGAAAGCAACCAGCUCGCAGACUUCAUCGGAGGCUUGGGUCCUGGUCAACUGGUCGGAAGGCAGGUUCUGGGAUCACCAAUCUAUGGGGACAUACAACUCUCGCUGUGUUUCCAGAAGGGAUGUCUUGAGGUGGAGGUGAUACGAGCCCGCGACUUACUGAACAUAUCGCAUACAGCAAUUUUACCGUUGCCUUUUGUCAAAGUAUUUAUUGUGAAUGGAAAACGAGUUUUAGAUAAAGGAAAAACAGGACAUGCUCGACGUACUCUCGAUCCGCUUUUCCAGCAACAUCUCACUUUUCGGAAAGGUCUGCAAGGAAGCAUCAUGCAGGUCACAGUUUGGGGUGAUCACAGCAGAAACAAACGUGAUUUUAUGGGUGUCGCUCAGAUUCUUCUCGAUGAUCUGAAUUUGUCCAAUAUUGUCAUCGGAUGGUACAGAUUAUUUGGCACUUCGUCCUUGUACCAUUUUGUUGAGUGACCGUCAUAACAUAAAGAAAAGUUUAUGAAAAUCCCGUUCCCGAUCCGCG
Ctenocephalides felis (cat flea) is the source of this 551-nucleotide messenger RNA. Its product is annotated as regulating synaptic membrane exocytosis protein 3-like. Gene Ontology annotation, biological process: regulation of membrane potential; calcium ion-regulated exocytosis of neurotransmitter; positive regulation of synaptic transmission. The annotation marks the transcript as partial. The record is from RefSeq and is a predicted model, not a curated record. Gene Ontology annotation, molecular function: transmembrane transporter binding; small GTPase binding. The transcript has 4 exons. NCBI's taxonomy places the organism in Eukaryota, Metazoa, Arthropoda, Insecta, Siphonaptera, Pulicidae. Gene Ontology annotation, cellular component: cytoskeleton of presynaptic active zone; presynaptic membrane.